UCUUAACAGAAAAAGAGUACUGGUACUGAAGUAGAUCACAAUGGAGCACAAUGGCGGGUGGCAGGCUCGAGGUAGCGGCUCUGGCCGUGGCUAUCGUGGGCGUGGUGGUCAUCGAGGUCGUGGAAGAGGUCGCGGACGUGGGGGACAAGGUGGUCGGUUGGCUGCUUCCAAUGGAUUUACGUCGUCUAACGGUCGAAGCGCCUCGAACAGCUCGUCCGAGCCUGCCAUCAGUUUGGAUGAGAGCUUCACCAUGGAGAUCCACGCGGCUCUCCAAGCUCUAGUAGAAGACGGUGAGCGUACUGAGAUGAGCUUCCCUCCCAGCUACGAUAACACGCAGCGGCGCUAUAUCCACUCGAUGGCACAAAAGUACGGACUGUUCUCCAAGAGCUCCGGCAAGAAAGGUGCCGGCCGCUUCAUCCACGUGGCCAAAGUCAAGAAGAACGCGGCCAUGCAGGAAGUCUCAUUGCGGCUGCCAGCUGCACCGCUUAAUGCAACGACAGUUGAGUGGUUCCCACCGGUAAUUAGGGCAUACAUGGAAAGAUAUCCCGCUCCAAUGGAGGGGGCAGUGGACCCGUGGAGUGUUAAAGAUCUGAGUCCACUGGCCUCGGUACCAAAGAGACACCAUGGGCGAGGCGGUGGAUCGCCUUUUAAGCCCCUACCAAGUCACUCGAAGGGAACAGGGGUCAAGGUAGUGAGGACACCACCUGUGGAAGCAACCAAGCUGCCAGUGUACGGUUAUCGAGAGCACAUUUUGGAGCUGGUGGAGAGAAAUCAACUGGUGGUAUUGUCGGGGGAUACAGGAUGCGGUAAAUCGACGCAGAUCCCGCAAUUUCUGCUGGAUGAUGCGUUGGCGCGAGGACGUGGAGAGGAGACGAGGAUUAUCUGUACUCAACCUCGACGAAUUAGCGCCAUCUCACUUGCGGAACGAGUUGCACGUGAACGCACUGGACAAGACCCGAAGGAGGUGGGUCAUGCCAUUCGAUUUGACUCAUCGUUCGAUGCCAAGCGGUCGAAGUUGAUCUUCUGUACUACGGGAACGUUACUCAAGUGGCUUAACAACGACCCACUCGCUAAAGGAUUUUCCCAUAUUAUCUUGGAUGAGGUGCACGAGCGUGACCAGUUUACGGACUUCUUGCUGAUUCUUAUCAAGACGUCGAUUCUCAAGCAGAGACCGGACCUCAAGGUUAUUCUGAUGAGCGCUACGAUUCAGGUGGAGAAGUUCUCGCAGUACUUCCAGCCAGAUUUCCCCGCUCCCGUACUGCAGAUGGUGGGCGGUACUAACUUUCCCGUGACGACACUUUUUCUCGAAGAUGUACUAGCAUUGCUGGAGAGUGAUCGGAGCUCACCGUUGCCCAUCAUGGACGAUUCACGUGUCGGACGUAUCGGAGGUGGUCAGUUAGCUGCAGCACCUGCGAGUAGCGGGCUUGAGUGUCCUUUGUGUGGCGACACAAGAAUUGCCGACGAGGAGGCAUUUGGUAUGCAUGUGGCGACCUGCUUCGGGGAACCUAGCGCUGACUUUGGAGCACCGUCGGCUCCUGAACCAGAAAUGGCUCCUGUGUCUGUGCCAGUCGCGGCCAUGGGGGAUGUUCUGCAAGCCACUUUGAGUGAGAUUAAUGACGACGCCAAGGAGGCUCUGUUGUCAUCAUACAUGAAGCAGCAAGACGCACUACGACAAGAUCAAGCUGUGGAUUAUGACCUUUUGCUACAGCUUCUCUUCCUUGUGAACCGCACCUUCCCGCUAGAUGAGGCUGGAAAAGGAGCCAUUCUCGUCUUCCUGCCUGGUUGGGAGGAGAUUUCCUUUAUGGAGCGAGCUCUUCUCAAUUCCCCGGCAACGUCAUCAACGUACGAGAUUGCUCUUCUCCACUCGCGCUUGUCCGCUCAGGAACAACGUCGCGCGUUCAUGGCUCCGCCCUAUGGAAAGCGGAAACUGGUUCUGGCUACGAACAUCGCAGAGACCAGCCUUACGAUCGAGGAUGUGGUGUUUGUGGUGGAUUGUGGCAAGUCAAAGCAGGCGCACGCGCUAGCCUCGACUUCAAGCUCGUCUUUUGUGAUGGGACUGCAAACUACGUGGGUGGCUCGUGCCAAUUGUGUGCAGCGUACAGGACGUGCCGGUCGUGUGCGUGCCGGUAUCUGCUUCCGUAUCUUCUCGAAAGCUCGAUACGAAACUGGUAUGAAGGAAUUCAUGCAGCCUGAGCUGCUGACGACACCGUUGGAGGAGUUGCUAUUGCAAAUCAAGCUGCUCCAGCUUGAAAAGAAGCUUCAUAUCCACGACGCUAAGGAGUUUCUGCUGGAGGCGAUGGAUGCGCCUAGCGAGAUUUCAAUUGAUGCUUCACUGCAGCGCUUAGAAGAUAUGCGUGCACUGGCAAAUAGCGGCAAAGGCAAACAGGCAUUGACAUUGCUGGGAUGGCAUUUGGGCCACAUUUGCACUGGAGGUGUCUCUGUACAGAUGGCAAAGCUUCUGCUGUGGGGCCACACAUUCGGCUGCUUCGGCGCGAUCCUGCAGACCACUUGCACACUGAGCGGAUACCGGGAUCCUUUUAUCAGUUUCCUUGGUAUGUCACCAGAGGAGCAGCGUCAGGUGGAUGCAUCCAAGAAGGCAUUUGCACGCAAUGGGUCACCGCUAGGUCUUACCUUGCAGAGCGACCACUUUGUGCUUUGGAAGGCGUUUGAGGCGUACCUCGACGCGCGAGAACGCUCAUCAUUCAAGGCCAAGGAUGCGUUUUGUGCUCGGAACAAGCUGCAUCGACAGACACUUGAGCAACUUUUUUCGAUCUACAGACAACUCCAGCAAGAUUUGGACCUAAUGGGGCUGUCACCGGCAACGCAGCUCGUGUCUACUCCUGUGUCGAGGAUGCCUGCUACAAUGGAAAGCAUUACUCCGUACUUGAUGGCACUCAGUAUUGGGAUGUACCCGAAUGCGUUAUUCACUCGCUCGGGAGGCGUAAGUCGCAACUGGACGUCGAAAGAGAAGGUGAAGGUGAAAAUGGACGGCACGUCUAUGGUAACGUGGACCGCCUCGAAUACCCAGAAGCACAAGCGGAAGAUGGGUUCUGAACAGGAGGAGCUCGGCCCGCCAGAUGAAUGGCUUGUGUACCAUGAAAUGAUGCAGUCUGAGCGCACGCGUGUUGCCAAGUAUGGCACGAAAUUGCCAUCGCAAUUGUUGCAGGCGCUUCUUAUGGGCUCUGUGGAGUUGCAGACAGUGGAGCAACAGGACGUUGAUAUGGAUGUCAAUGAUGGUUCUGUCGUGGCCAAGUGGCUGCUUGUGCUUGACGACUGGAUCGUGUACGAGUUGGGCAGAUAUGAUGAAGCGCGCUGGAUUGCGCUGCUACGCGAGCGUUUACACGCUUCAUUCAUUCGACACUUGGAGCGUCUGCAUGACAACGCUCAGCAUGGUGGUGGUAGACCUUUGUCAGAAGCCGAUCAGCAGCUCAAGCUGCAUGAUGCAGAGCUUCUUCAAGCUUUGGUGGCUUGGAUCUCUUCUGAUCUACGUCGUGGAUCUAGACGCUAACUGGAGAGACUAAGGAUGAUCGCCGUCGCAUCCGCAUUUGCAGGCUAUUGAUUACCUCAUUCGGCGUGGUGUUUUUAGUGGCAGCAGGUUGCACAGACCCGUAGUUUAGCUCUUCAGCGGCUUGGAGGAAAUCGUCGAUGGAGAACUGAUACUUGUGCAAAUAUUGCAUGACGCAUGUAAGCGCUUUGCGUUUGCCACGAUCGCCACCUCCGUACAUCUCGACAAUUCGACCUAAAAUGCUUUCGAGCUCACCAAGCGUAUUGUGCAGUUCCGUGCCGUUCCCGCGAUUUUCUCCAAUUACUUUACCCGAGACAGCCACAGUUGAAGCUGCGAGUAAGCCGCUCCGUACUCGUGCCUGCUUGAUAUCUUCUUGAACAAGGGACCCUAACUGCUUCACCGACGUGCUUUUGAUGUGCGUAAUCUUGUUGCGGAAUUCUUGGAUAAUAUUGUGAGCCAUCUCUGGAUAAUGCAUCGAAAUCCGGUCGAGGCCAUGCAAACUGAGCACAAACAGACUCAUGUACGUCUUGGCACGAAUACUGGCAGCUCUCUUGGAUCGUGUGAGCAUAGCAAUUUCGCCAAAGUAGCUGCCUUCAAGCAAAGUCGCCACCACUUGCUCCUCACUGGUGCCGGCCUUAAACACCACCUCGGCUGCUCCUUUGACGAGGAAAUACAUGUGACGACCUACCUGUCCUUCUUUAAACACGUACUCGCCUGGCGUACAGAAUUCUGGAUCCAAAAUACCCAUGAGGUAGCUCACGCACGCAUCGUCCUGUGUCGCGAAGAAGCUAAUCUUGCUCACAACAUCUCUGUUUAAAUGCAAGACCAGUUGGCUACGAAGAUCAUCCGAGAGCGCAGCUAGAAUCGUUUCUUCGUUUUCAUCAUCCCGCUGCAACAAAUAGUACUCAUAGUAUCGUCGAAGUCGCUCGGCCAAUGGUUGGGAGAUUUUUCGUUCACGGAGAUAAGCCUUGAGGUGAUCCAUUCGUGUUCGGAAAGUGUCAGAGGAUUCAUUCAACUCUUCAACGACACUGGAUAAAGUACCAACCACAUAGGUGAACGUCGAAGCGCCGAUUAAAACUCCGAUCGAAACAUACGCAACUUCAGUAAUAUUGCGCGGUAUGGUAUCACCGUAACCCACCGUUGUCAUCGUGGUUACAGCCCAAUAGAGAAAGUAAAUAUACAUUUCGCCAUUUGAGCUUUGUUCAGCAGGAAAAUAAGACUGGAUACCCGGACCUC
Phytophthora nicotianae INRA-310 is the source of this 4741-nucleotide messenger RNA. RefSeq lists its product as hypothetical. The transcript has 2 exons. The record is from RefSeq and is a predicted model, not a curated record. Gene Ontology annotation, cellular component: intracellular anatomical structure. Lineage: Eukaryota; Oomycota; Peronosporomycetes; Peronosporales; Peronosporaceae. Bases 41 to 3508 code for a protein of 1155 amino acids. Gene Ontology annotation, molecular function: ATP binding; RNA binding.